This is a messenger RNA of Planococcus citri (citrus mealybug), 7954 nucleotides long. RefSeq names its product kohtalo (gene kto). Gene Ontology annotation, biological process: regulation of transcription by RNA polymerase II. Gene Ontology annotation, cellular component: mediator complex. The record is from RefSeq and is a predicted model, not a curated record. NCBI's taxonomy places the organism in Eukaryota, Metazoa, Arthropoda, Insecta, Hemiptera, Pseudococcidae. Gene Ontology annotation, molecular function: transcription coregulator activity. The coding region runs from base 360 to 7235 and encodes 2291 amino acids. The transcript is spliced from 43 exons.
UUUUUUGUCGAAAGUGUUGUGAUGUGAUCUACAAAAUAAUAAUUAUUUUUAUCUGAAAAUAAUUAGAUUUUACGUUACAUCUUUUGAAAUUCGUCAUAAUUGAUGUCUAUUUUUGAAUGAAUUAAUUUGCAAUAUUCUCAAACGUUUGCCGCGAGGCUAUAACUGUUCGGGUACGUAGCAAUGGCGAAAUAAGCUUUGCUAAUUGCUAUACAAUUCCCAAUCCCAGCUCAUCAACCAAAUGCCGUUUUCUCGUUCAAAUGUAGAGAACCGAAGUUUCUGAAGUGUGUGUUCCCGUUUAAUAAUAUUGCAUUUCCGGAAUCGUUUUCUCAGGCUGCAUUGAAAACGAUUUGGCCAAUAUCAUGAUGGGGUUCUCAUAUGAAAAAAGAGUACUCAAGCGACCGAAAUUAGGGCCGCCGGAUGUUUACCCACAACAACCCAAGCAGAAGGAGGAUGAACUAACACAUGCACACGUCAAAUCGGGAUUCACGUUUUCGCCACAGCUGCAGGAAAAAGAAGAAUUUGGCUCUGCUCAUGCUACUGUUGCGAAAGAACAAACUGACCCCAAAGUGAAUUUUGAGUCACAAAAAAUCGCAUAUUUUCAACCUUCGAGAGACGUUCCAAAAAUUGGAGCUUUUUUAAACGCGAUUGUGAUAAAAAAGGAAGAAAUUAAUACGUUACAAGAUUCGAGUAAAAAGCGUCAACAAAUCAACACCAAAGAAAAUUUCUGGCCUGCUACGGCUCGUUCGAAAAAUGCUGUCGAAGCAUGGUUUAAAGAUCUUGCUGCUUCAAAACCCCUUAAUUCUUUAUCUAAGAAGGCUCCGAAUUUUAACAAAAAAGAAGAAAUGUUUUCUUACUUGUGUGAUUAUCAGGUUCCUGUUUUACGUGCGACUUGGUUUAUUAAAUUGAGUUCCGCGUACUCUGUGGCCGUUUCAGAACAAAAAAUUAAGAAACGUCAGUUACCAGAUCCUACUCAAGAAUGGACAAGCACUUUAUUAAGGUUUAUGAAAGAACAAUUAAUCAAAUUACAAGAAUAUUAUCAAAAUCAGCCGUCGAGUGUUGUAUCUACGCCUACGUCGGUAGCUCCAACUUCAGCCGAUGAACAAAAAAUCGCUAUGAAACAAUGGCAGUAUUGCACGUUAUUAGCCAAGCAUAUGUAUCAGGAGGGAUUACUCGAAAGGCAAGAAGUUCUCACGUGGAUACUAGAUCUUUUAGAACGUUUGAAAUUAUCCAACAUUGAAGAUGGUCUAUUACGAUUGUUUUUAUCCCUAACCUUGCAAUACUUACGCGAAUUCGUUCAAUCGGAGCAGUUAUCUCGUAGAUUAGUAAAUUUAUGCGCCAGAAAAUUAUCAAAUUUUGUGACAGUGGCUAUUAAUCAGCAAAUACAGCAGCAACAGCAAUUGCAAUCUGAAAAUGAUUCUAAUCAGCCUCCUACUCCGCAAACUCCGAGUCCUUGUCCUACUACCAAUCAAACAUCUAAUCAACAAAGCAAUUCUACUAACGCUACACAAAAUAGCAUCACCGAUCCGGCUACAAUUUUGAACGAAUAUCUAAAAUGUUCUCAUCACCGUGAUAUGGUUAUAUCUCUCAGUACUAUUAUUCAGGUCGUUACAUUAGAAUGUCCUACGGCUUUGGUUUGGAAUAAUGUCGGCGAAGGAAAAUCAUUCUCGAUUCUGAACGGAUCUCCUUUGGACCAUUUACCGUGCACUCCAGCCAACCUUCCUAUGCCUCAAAGAAGCGCCACUUUGCACAUAAGGCAACAAUUGAGAUUUGGCGAAGAACUGAUUCGUCAAAGAAGCAGCGCUGCGAUGAACAAAUGGUCUUCCGAUAAAUGGCAGCAGUCUUCAGCUGGUAUUAAAAUGCAAAAAAUUUUAAAUACUUUGGACGCGUUGGAUCGACACAGUUUUGAAAGAGUUGACCAAAAUAAUUCAAUUGACACCUUGUACAAUAAUAUAUUUCCUCCGAUUACCGAGAAACCUGCUAGUAAUCCAUUGAAUCCGAGCUCAUCUUCGAAAUUUAGCAACAAAUCAAACAACAAUACGAAUAAUAACAACGACGAUAAAAAAGAAUUCGAUAUUUGGCAAGAUGAAGCUAUAAUUCACAUACUUUGUGAAUGGGCAAUAAGUCAUUUACGUACCGGUGAACAUCGUGCCAUCGCGGUAGCUCGUUUGUUAGAAAAACGUCAGACUGAAAUUUUCAACCCCGGUACAUUCAGUGCUCCCGGUGACAAUGAUAUUUCCGAUGAUAAAGACUCAGUCACUUCAGUUCCUGUCCCAUUUCCAAUAUUUCAACCUAUACUCAUGAAAUACUUGGAUCAUCAUGCACCGGUGUUAGAUAAUAGCCCAGGUAGCGAAGUGAGGUUUAUGAAUUUAGUUCAUAUGUUUUCCCAGUUAAUCAGGCACGAUAUGUUCUCACAUGAUGCGUACAUGUGUACUUUGAUAUCAAGAGGAGAUUUGAAUACGUCUAAUGCCGGUAAUAAUGAUAGUAAUACGCCUCACAGCAACAAUAAUAAAUCCAUCGAUACACCUGCAACAGCCGGACCAAGUAGCACUCAUAUGCAUCUAGAUGACGACAGUGGUAUUUAUGACAUUAAGCCAAACAUCAACGGCCGAGCAAUGGAUUACGAUGAUAGUAAAAUUGACGACGAUCUGGAUAAACUGUUACAACACAUUAAACAAGAACAACAAAAUUCAAUGGACGGUCCUGAUUCGCCCAAAGAACCUGGAUCUUUUGUGACUAAUUCUCUACCGGCGAUAAAUAAUCAUGACCAAAAAGACAACAGUCAUUCAUAUAAAUGUAAAUCGUCUCGUCAUGUUCUAUACGCCACUCAUUUCCCACUACCUUUGGACGACGAAAUCGGUAAUCAUGACUGUAACCAAAGAUACGUUUUAUUAUUUGGAGUUGGUAAACAAAGAGACGACGCUAGACAUGCUGUGAAAAAAAUUAGCAAAGAAAUUUCGAAAUUGUUCAGCAAAAAAUGUUGUAUCGAUGUUGCCGAUGGUGGAAAAGUGAAAAAGCAGUUGCGCAAUGAGUUUAAUUUUGAAAUAAUUACGAAUAAAGUGCAAGCGUUAUCCUACUUUGAUCAGCAUGUAGUUACAUUUCAGUGCAGUGUGACUUUAUUCGAAGUUAUUAAUAAUUUUGCUAAUGGUAAUUCAAUAUAUUUACCUGUUCAAGAAUACGUAGCAUUUUUAUUUGACCUCAUGGAGCUGUCAUUGAACGUUGAUCGGCUCAUCGACUUUUGCAUAAUGAUUUUGAUGGAAAUACCAGAAGUUGAAAAUCAGUUAAUUAGUAGAGGAUCUUCUUUGGUUAAAGUCUAUAGUUCCUCUUUAAUUCUAUACAUUCUGGGUGUUCUAAGACGAUAUCAUUCUUGUUUACUAAUGUCGCAAGAACAAACGGUAGCGGUUUUCGAAGGACUAUAUCGCAUUGUAAAAAAUGUAUCUAAUCCUUGCGAAUGUACUAGUGUAGAAAGAUGCAUAUUUUCUCAUUUGUACGACUUGUACACGUCCGCUUCUCCGUUAUUGAAAUCAUUAUCUAUCGGAUAUGAAUCUUUUGCUAAUACUUACGUGAAGAUAUAUAACGCGUAUUAUACUCCGGUCAACAGCACACCAUCCAAUCAUGGACCAUGGAAUGAUGAAUUCAUGCUUGAAGCUAUAAGCAAUUAUCGUCGUGGAGUGCGGAUAGAUCCUAUGUGGAUUAGACUUCUCAAUGAAUCACCAGUGAAUCGAUAUAAUCUAGUGUGCAACGUGAUCAUUGCUUUAUGCAAAAAAUCCACGACAACCGAUGUUGACAGAUUGAACGACCUUGGAAUUUUUUGCGCUGAAUUAACUGCAGCUUGUAAUGCUCUGACUGCAGAAUGGAUAGGAGUGCUAAAAGCGCUGUGUUGCUCUUCUAAUCAUCCAUCGUAUUUCGGCGACGUAUUGACUCGAGUUGAUCUGCAGGAAUCCAGUAAUCAUAAUUCGUUAGCAAUUUUUACCGCAAUUUUAGUCGCUCGUAAUUGUAUUAGUUUGGAAGAUUUCGUUGUCCAAGUUGCUCUUCCAUCGCUCGUUAUUGUUUGCAACGAUGGUCGAAGAGAUGCAGACGCUGAUGCCGAAGCUGGAGCUAGAUUAACGUGUCAUCUCAUUUUACGUUUAUUUAAAACGAACGAAAUUCCACAGCCAGGUUUAUAUUCAGUUGGUACAUCGCCACAUCCGAUGAUGAAUCCCAAUUCCGGUAUUUGGUGUAUAAAGCAAAGCUGUGACCGUCACUUACUUGCUGCGAUGCAUAAUAACAUUAGAGUUGGAGCGUUGAUUGCUGUCUUGAAGGCUGUUAUCGCUGUCGGUGAUGCAACAGCGGUUAGACCCGGCCUUCCAUUGAAAAAAUCUCCCAGCGGGCAUCAGACGCCCAAUCAUUCGGCUAAAAUGUCCGGUGAAUUGUCAAUUAGUCAUAUUCUUGGUACAACAGACUUCUCCGGUAGCUCAACUGAUAACAUUUUGUUGGAUUUGAACUCGGAAACAACUGCUCCAAGUUUAUCAGAAUUCGCUCAAUACGUUCUGAGGGAGAUUUGUAAUCAGGAAUGGGUAUUGGAUCGUUGCCUGCAGAAUCCCGAAAUGUUAUGUCGACCAGAUAUGCUUCUCGAUCAGAUGCUUACGCCCAAACAGGCUCAAAGACUCCUGCAUAUGAUCUGCUAUCCGGAAAUCGCCGCUUCUACAGAUAAUUGCCUGGAUCACAAAACGAUCAUUAAUAAUAUUAUUCAAAAAUUAGACCAAUGGACUUUACGUAUGUCGUGUCUUGAUAUGCAGCUCAUGUUUAAGCAAUUCAAAGAAAAUUCCGCUGAACUUAAUCAGUGGCUAGAUAUGGUUGCUAAAGCCGCCAUAAACGUGUUCCAAUUAAAUAAAGGUGAAUCAAAAGCUAAACCUGAAUCUAUAUGGUUAGUAGCGCCGCUGAUUUCCAAAUUACCCAGUGCAGUUCAGGGAAGAGUAUUAAAAGUAGCAGGCCAAGUCUUGGAGAAUAUAAACGUUUCCGGUAACACCCCAUCAGGAUCAUCGACCUCCACCAGUAGCGGCGGCAGUAAUAGCAGGAGUAGUAGUAAGGGUACACCGCAGCAUCAACACCAACACAUGUUACAACAGCAGAAAAGUCCAGCAGCUUCACCCGCGCCUUUGAUUCAUCAUCAGCCAUUUUUGUCAUUGGUGUUGACUUGUCUAAAAGAACAAGAUGAUCAACGAGAAGCUCUGCUGGCAUCGUUGCAUUCGCAGUUAUCUCAAUUUUUAGCUCUCAGUAAAAGCGAACGUAUGAAUGGUGGUAGCGAUGAUUUUUGCGGUCGUAGCGAAGAUGGUCUUUUAUUGCGAUUUAGCCUUGUUGGCGGUAUGUUCGAUACGAUACAGAAGACCACCUCGCUGACCACUGAUUGGGCUGUGUUGUUAGUGCAAUUGAUUACUCACGGUGUUAUUGACAAUAGCAAUAAUUCGGAUUUAUUUAGUACGGUAAUUGAUAUGCUUGCUACUUUGAUUCAUUCGACGUUGGUCUCCGAUAGCCAGAACGAGAAAGGCGAAGAGAAUCGUAGACAUUAUCAAAAUUUGAUGAAAAAAUUGAAAAAAGAGGUUGGUGACAAAAAAAGUCUGUCAGUCGCACAAGUACGCCAAUUAUUACCACUACCCAAAGUCCAAUGCGAAGUAAUCGCUUGCGAACCCAUUGGCUGUAUUACCGAUAUCAAAGGAAAUAAAAUACCUGGAUUCGAUUCUUUGGAUAAGAAACACGGCCUUCAUGUCACAGAAAAGCAACGAGUCACCGCUUGGGAUAUAUUGGAAGGUCACAAGAAUCCAUCACAUUUAUCAUGGGCAUGGUUCGGAGCCGUUAAAAUGGAACGUAAACCUUUAUGGUACGAAGAAAAUCACAGACUGUUGAAGUACCAUACUCAUUCGUUGGUGAAACCAUCGUCCUAUUUUUUGGAACCACUACCUCUGCCCCCGGAAGACAUGGAACCACCGAUGGAAAAACCAUGUCCUUGUGUUUAUUGCAAUCAGAUGAAAGGAGGGCCCCCUGGGGCUCCGGAUACGCCGACUUCGGUGGAACAGUCACCCCGUGGUAUGAAACGAAGCAUGAAGCAGGGUCCUGCAAAUCAACGCCGAAAAAAACAGCCUACGAAGCCAAUCACUCCGGCAGGUCCUUUACCUCCCGGCAUGCAUCCUCAGGUUCAGGGUGCGCAGGUUCCGAAUCAACAUAUGAACUACCCUGGCGGUGGACCACCUCAAGGACCUCAAGGACAAGGUAAUGGAAAUAUGUACCCUUGCCAGCCAGGACCAGGAAAUUCGGGUCAGUGGGGCGGUUAUCCUCCUCAACAAGGAGGCCAUAUGGCACAACAGCCAGCUCCUCCGUAUUAUUCUCAGCAUCAAAUGCCUCCUGGCGUACCGAACGGACCAGCUGGUUCUAGAUUUGAUCGACCAAUGCCGUCUCAGUCGAAACAAGCGUUGUCUAACAUGUUGCGUUCGCGGCAGCCAAAUCAAUAUAUGGGUAUGCAACAACAACCCGGUAUGCCGGGUCAUAAUUUCCCAGGAAUGCCUCCGCAACAGCGUCAACAAUUCUUGAGGCAACAAAUACGUGCUCCUCAUAGUAUGCAACUUCCGGUCCAACAAUCUGGUCCGGGACCGAUGUAUCCAAACAAUGGUCCGGGUCCGGCACAACAACAACAACAAAUGUUCUCAAAUAUGCCUCAAGGCAUGAAUCAGAAUUACAGUGGUUACGGUAAUCAACAGCAACAGCAACAGCAGCAACAACAACAACAGCAACAUCCUCAAUUGAUGGCUGCCGCUGUUCAGCAACAGCAGCAGCAACAACAGCAGCAACAGCAACAAAUGGUUGGAAACCCGCAGCCGUCAAUGUAUCAACAGCAGUCACAACAUCUGCAGCAACAACAAGGCGGAUCGUUCGCUAUGAGGCAGGAUUUCCAACAGCAAAGAAUGAGAAACACCGCUUAUAUGCAGUCUCCGAAUGUGACCAUGAAUUCGAUGGGAAACCAACCACCUGCUCCACCUUACUCAAGACCAAGUGCGCCACCUUCUCAAGUACCUAUGGGAAAUCAACAAUAUCCGCAAAAUAUAUCUCAGCAAGGUGUGACACGAUUCCUAAUGAUGCAGCAACAACAGCAGGCACAGGCGCAGCAGCAACAACAACAACAACAGCGGAUGGCUCAAUUGCGACAACUUCAAGGUGGCGGUCAACCACAACAAAAUCCAUAUUCGAUGCAACCUCCUCCGUAUUAACAAUUGUUCCAGCCCCCGUAAAAUUUCGGUGGCUUGUUCCUUUCGUGUGUUAUCUUCCCCGUCUCUUCUUUCAUUUAUGUAAUAUUUUUGUUUGUUUUUUGUUAUUACGUUAAACAAAAAUAUGUACCUGGAUCUACUUUUGAUAGUUUUUUUUUUAGUUCUAUUUGUUUUAAAUAGAACCGAUUUCUUAUUUUAUUUCCGCAAAUGUAGUAAAUUUUGGUGAGGUGUAUUUUAAAAUGAGUAUUAGUAGUGUGUACAUUAUUCGGGAAACCAAAUCGCAUUUUUCUUUUCCGAGUGUUUUUUUUUCGAACCAUAGGUAUUUGUAUCGUGUUCUUAUAAUAUUUCUAUCAAUCUUUACGGUUUCCUAAUCGUAUUCCUUUUGUUUUUAUUGUAGUUUGGCGUCUCCAAUCAAAAAAGUUGAUUGGUGGAUUCUCGUUGAAAGAGAAUAAUAAUUUGUUCUCUUGUCGAAGCCUAGACCAAUAAUGUUAUUUAUUUAUUUUUCUUCAAAAUACAGCAUGAUGACGAAACUAGUUCAACACUCGUUAAAUGAAUACCUAUAAUUUUUUGUAAAUACGAGAUGCGUUGUUUUCUUUUUCUUUUUUUUGUUUCUUUUCUUUUUUCGAUACAUAAGUAUUUUUUAUUAUUUAUUUUUUAAAGUUGUCUCGAUUUUAAUGCCUGAAUUAUUUAUUGUUUAUGUAUAUUAAAGUGCAUAAUUUAAA